Pipra filicauda (Wire-tailed manakin) is the source of this 958-nucleotide messenger RNA. RefSeq names its product non-lysosomal glucosylceramidase-like. Gene Ontology annotation, molecular function: biotin binding; beta-glucosidase activity. Gene Ontology annotation, biological process: central nervous system development. The transcript is spliced from 7 exons. NCBI's taxonomy places the organism in Eukaryota, Metazoa, Chordata, Aves, Passeriformes, Pipridae. The coding region runs from base 185 to 958 and encodes 257 amino acids. The record is from RefSeq and is a predicted model, not a curated record.
GAAUCCUGGCAUUUAUAACUAUGAAACAGUCCUUGCCAACCAGUUCACCGUGUGCCUGCGUUGCAAGGGGUAGACGAUUUACCAGCAGGUCUUGUCUGUGGAGAGACCCAGCACUCUGCAGAGCUGGAACUGGGGCUACUGUGGCCACUAUGCCUUUUACCACGCCCUGUACCCCCGGGCCUGGAUGGUCUAUGAGCUCCCGGGGCAGAAGGUGGUGCUCACUUGCCGACAGGUCUCUCCUGUCAUCCCCCAUGACUAUAAGGACUCCAGCCUGCCAGUGGAAGUGUUCAUUUGGGAGGUGGAGAACGGGAGGGAUGAGGACAUGGAAGUGUCCACCAUGUUCAGCCUGCAGAACGGCAUGGGAAGGAAGGAGGACAGGAGCGGAGGGCACUGGAACGAGCCCUUUGCCUUGGAGAAGGAUGGCGAGCGAGUUGCUGGAGUCCUGCUGCACCACUGCACGAGUGUGAACCCCUUCACUCUCGCCAUCUCUGCCCAGGAGAAGGCUGGCACGGGAGUCACCCACCUGACGGCAUUCAAUCCCACGGGAUUGGGUAGAGAGGUGUGGCAGGACCUCCUGCAGGAUGGCAGGCUGGAUUCACCCACCGGUCAAAGCAGCCUGACGGAGAAGGGGGAGGUGACGGCAGCGGCGGUGUGUGCCAGCUGCAGAGUGCCUGCCCGGGGACACAGGACACUGGAAUUGGCCCUGGCUUGGGAUAUGCCGUGUGUUCACUUUGGCUCCAAGGAGAAGCCGCCCUUCAAAGCCCACAGCCAAGGAAGAGGGACAAAGGUGCUCUCCCUUAGGGUCACCGUGGUGAGGCUGGAAGGGUACUGUGACUCCAUCACCAUUUUCACGGGACAAUGCUUCGUGGACAAGGAUGGAAAGGAGACUUUGAGGACCAUGUGGCUUCUGUGGUCCCAUGUGGACGACCUUGAAAAUGACUGGAAAGCCACCAUGUGA